AUAAGUGUGUCAUAGUCUCUAAUCCGUAGUAGAGGGCAGCUUUCAAUGUGUUAUUCCUUCCCAUUCCUCAGUACUCUUGCAUAUAUUCGGCGAGCCUAGCCGCUGGCGCAAAAGCACCUACAAUUUACUCAAAGCAUACCUCAAAGCGAAGCCAUUGCGCCCUUGAGGUGUCCUGAUCCGCACUCCGGCUCGCGUGCCUGGGCGGGGUGCAAGCAAAGCGCACUGCUGCCCGCGUAGCAUAAUUCGCCGGCCAGUGUCGCUAUGAACCUUCAAGCGUUUAAACGUAGCUGCACGCCUUCCACUUCGUCGGGGUAUUCGCCGGCGCCUAGCAAAGCAUGUGUGGCCGCGCAUUAUGCAAGCUGCCGUCGCCGGGUCGCUUGCCAAGUCAGUGUAACAGAUAAGGCAUCUUCUCCAUCUUCGUCGGCAUCCGCUGUGAUUACCAGGCCAGUGGAGACGGAGAUACUUGUCCCCACGACGCUUAACCAAACGAUUAGAGAAGGCCACUACGAGUCUGCUCUGGUGAACCUCCAGGCAAACAAAGCCGAUGAAGGACAGGCGAGCAUUGCAUCAGUCCUGGCACCGGCCGACCCCUCGGCACCCUGUGACCUCACUAUCGUGGGCGCGGGGCCCGCGGGGCUCUUCCUCGCAGCAGAAGUCGCAAAGCGCGGCCUUUCUGUGAACGUCCUGGGACUGGACGGCCCCAUCGUGAACAACUACGGCGUGUGGGUGGACGAGUGGCGGCAGCUGGGGCUGGAGGACACGCUGGAGGCGGCCUGGCCGGACGCGGUGUGCUACUUCGGGGAGGGAAAGGAGGUUCGAGUGGGUCGCGGCUACGGUCGGGUGAGCCGCCGCAAGCUGCGGGCUCACCUGCUGCAGCUGUGCGCCGCCGCGGGGGUGCGCUUCAGCUGCUGCGAGGUGACCGACAUUCAGCUGGUGGAGGGGGCGGAGGCGGGGCCGGAGGCGGCCGCUGGCGCCGGCCGCAUGCGGCUCACCACUCGUGAGGGCACCGUGUACGGCAGCAGGCUGGUCACGGUGGCUGCCGGCGCCGCCGCCGGCAAGUUCCUGCGCUACGAGGAGGCGGGGCCGGUGGUGGCGGCGCAGACGGCGUACGGCAUCGAGGCGGAGGUAGAGGGCUACGAGGGCGCCUACCCCACGGACGCCAUGCUCUUCAUGGACUUCCGGCGCCACCAUACGGGGCUGUACGACGCCACGGCGCCCCGGCUGCAGGCCGGCCAGCACCCCAACGCGGGCGAGGGGCUGUGGGGCAGCGCCUCCGAGAGCCCCUCCUUCCUGUACGCCAUGCCGCUGGGGGGCGGGCGGGUGUUCCUGGAGGAGACCUGCCUGGUGGCCAAACCCGCACUGCCCUUCGCGGUGCUCAAGCGCCGACUCACGCGGCGGCUGAAGGCCAUGGGGAUCUCAGUCAAGAAGAUCCACGAGGAGGAGUGGAGUUACAUCCCGGUGGGGGGCCCGCUCCCCGCCGCCGACCAGCCCCUCACCGCCUUCGGAGCCGCCGCCUGCCUGGUGCACCCCGCCACGGGCUUCAGCGUCAGCCGCUCCUUCAGGGAGGCUCCCCGCGUGGCGGAGGAAAUCGUGGCAGCGCUGGCGGUGGAUGCAGCAUGCGGCGGGCGACUGGGCGCGCAGGGUGUGAGCAAGCGCGUGUGGGAUGCGUUGUGGCCGCAGGAGAAGCGCACGCAAGCGGCUUUCCAGGUGUUCGGUAUGGAGCUGCUGGCGACGUUGGACUUGGCGGCCACGAACGACUUUUUCUCGACGUUUUUCGGGCUUCCCUCGUUUUUCUGGCGCGGCUUCCUGGCCUCGAACCUGGGACCUGGUCAGCUGAUUGCGUUCGCGCUGGUGGUGUUCACGUUGGCGCCGCCGUCCAUCAAGUACAAGCUGGUGGAGCACCUGAUCACGGACCCCACGGGCGGCUACCUCAUCCGCGCCUACCAGGCGCAGUGGGCCGCCUCCCAGUCCGCCCCCUCCACCGCCGCGGCGCUGUCCGCCACCCUGAUCUCCUCGCACCUGCUGACCCAGAUCGCCAUCCAGGCACUCAGCGCUUGAUGAACCGCUCGACAAGAUGACAAAGAGGACAACCCCGCUAGGUCGGCGGCGGCGGCGGACACUGGGUGGGAAAUCUGGGUGGAAAGCCUUUUGAGGAGUCUGCAUUUGACCUGUAGCUUGUGGCAGCUUGCGCUUGCGUGGUAGCAGCAGUGAUAGUAACGGCACCAGCAACAUAGCGAGAUCGAGUAAUGGAUUCAAAGCGACCUGUGGGCCGGUAGAAAUGCAUAAGCAUGCGGCGGAGGGAAUCCGGAUGCAGUUGGCGAAGGACUUUCGACCCAUGGGUCUAUCGUUGUGGCGAGGGCGAAUCGGCCAACGCGAGGUAGCUAGGUGACAGCUCGGCAGGUCGGCUCAGCCAGGUCUACUACACGCAUGCGGGAGAGGGGCUGGAGGUUUUGUCCCAGCGUUUUGUCAAGUCCUCCAGCGCUCCCAUAGCUCAUGCUGUGUUGCUGUAAGCCACGAACUGCUGGAAGCAUAAGGGUUGGCGGAAUGCAGGGCUGCAUGUUACCAUAGACGGGGUGAUUGCAGGGAUGGUACUGUGAACGAUGAGAGAAGGAGUGAUGGUCAGUAGGCGGGAAGGCUGAUUGGCCAUGGGCCAAGAUCUAAAGGUACAUGAGGCUUAGGGUGGUAUGUGACUGCGCAUGGGAGAGUAAGUGCAAGGGACAUGCUUUCCAACAUGAUCCCGCGUCCGAGUGGCGAUGUGGAGUGUUGGCUGCCCUCAACCUGUGCUUGCAACAGCAAGUGAACAAAGGGGCACUUCAGCCGACUGGCGGCUCGCGCUUGUCAGUCUUCUCAUGACGAAGGCGUGUGCUGGCCACUGGACGUACCACGUGUACAAUGAGAGACUUGACUAACAGAAGGCGCGGGAGCACGCACAUGAGCCACGUGGUGCAGUGAGCAAAGGGCGGACAAGUACUGUUUGUGAAGGGGCUUUUGUCGCCGACGUAGGCAGGAAUAGGGAGCAAUGUGGAAGGCCCAUGGGGUAUUGACGGGAGGUGCUGGCUGAUGUGGAGCGAGGA
Astrephomene gubernaculifera is the source of this 3074-nucleotide messenger RNA. The record is from the annotation of a GenBank genome assembly. NCBI's taxonomy places the organism in Eukaryota, Viridiplantae, Chlorophyta, Chlorophyceae, Chlamydomonadales, Astrephomenaceae.